AUGGCGGAGUGGCUCACUUUCCCCACCGACCAAGCCGCUAAGCUUGAGCCGUGGCUCCCUCCAAAGAACCCAUCGUCGUCUGCAGGAGGAGUUGCACCAGGGGAGCAGCAACAUGGCCAACGGCCCCGGGCAACGACACGUCCGUUCGUGACCCUGACCUUUGCGACAUCGCUCGACUCGGCCCUGUCGCUAGCUCCCGGGGUCAGGACCACGCUGUCGGGCCCGCAGUCCAAGGCCAUGACGCACUUUCUGCGCAGUCGCCACGACGCCAUCCUCGUCGGCGCCGGCACCGCGAUCGCCGACGACCCUGGCCUGAACUGUCGGAUCCGGGACGCCGAGUCUCAGCCCCGGCCCAUCGUCGUGGACCCUCGCUGCCGCUGGAGCUUCGACGACCGGAGCAAGGUGCUGCAGCUGGCCGGUCAAGGUAGGGGUCUCGCGCCCUAUAUCAUCACCACCACGGAGGCGGCCGCCACCGUUGAUGAGCGGAAGAGGCAUCUCCUCGAGGCGCACGGGGGCAAGUAUAUCUCCUUGAAGUAUGGUGGUGGUGAUGAUGGGGUCUUGGACUGGAACGCUAUCCUGGCCACACUGCAGAACGAAGGGCUAAGCAGUGUCAUGGUUGAGGGGGGAGGUCAUGUCAUCAAUACGCUGUUGGGUCACAAGGAUAAAAAGGACCUUGUUGAUUCGGUGAUUGUCACUAUUGCUCCAACAUGGCUGGGUCAAGGUGGUGUGGUAGUGUCACCGGCCCGAGAGGUUGAUGAGAGCGGCAACCCCAAGGCCGCUUUGCGCCUGGCAAAUAUAAGUUGGCAACCGCUUGGGGAUGAUGUGAUACUUUGCGGUCAGAUUGGACCAUAA
This is a messenger RNA of Pyricularia grisea, 852 nucleotides long. RefSeq lists its product as uncharacterized. The record is from RefSeq and is a predicted model, not a curated record. Gene Ontology annotation, molecular function: 5-amino-6-(5-phosphoribosylamino)uracil reductase activity. Gene Ontology annotation, biological process: riboflavin biosynthetic process. The coding region runs from base 1 to 852 and encodes 283 amino acids. The transcript has a single exon. Lineage: Eukaryota; Fungi; Ascomycota; Sordariomycetes; Magnaporthales; Pyriculariaceae.